CACAUGAGUGACACUCUUCUGGCCAUCAAUUGAUCCAUUCAUUGAUCCAUUCAUUGCACAGUCAGACAUGUCUUUCACAUCGAAAUCACUCAAAAGCAAUUCAUCGCAAGGUAACCUCUCGAGAGGUAACGCAAGUAGUGUUCAACUCAACCAACAGAUCCAAGAGUUGAGUCAAACGAUUACCAAACAAAUAGCCGAAGAUUUGCCACUUUUGAAGCCACACGUCGAUUGGAGAGGAAUGGCUCAUCCCAUGCCUGUCAUCAACAACAAACACAACAAUCAAACCAUAAGUGAAUCCCAAUUGAUGUCAGAAAUCAAUGAAAUGAAUGCAAGACUCGAUCCACCCGUCAAUGGUAUCAAACAUGAUGUCAAUCAAGAUAAUGAUAAGCAUUUGGAUCUAUUGAGUGAUAGCACCAAUAGGUUGAAGACAACUCUUCCCACUUUCAGACAAUUAGUUCACACUUUUGGUAACAAAUAUCAGAAGCAAUCGAUUGACGAAAACAAUGGUUUUGACCCGAAAUGUGUUGAUAUAAGUGCGGAAAAAGUGGAUAAAAUCUUAAGAAUGUCUCAACAGAUUCAUCACUUCCAACAGUCGGACAAAAUCUUGAAUACAUUAUCCAUUCAUGAACUCAAUUCAUAA
Molecule: messenger RNA, 640 nt
Organism: Oppiella nova
Lineage: Eukaryota; Metazoa; Arthropoda; Arachnida; Sarcoptiformes; Oppiidae
Source: the annotation of a GenBank genome assembly